UUAAUUGAAAAUGACAUAUCAGUUCAUAGAAAAAUUAUCAUGACUUGUUUAUUGUGUUGACAUGUAUUCUGUCUCACAUUUCCCAAAGAAAUAUUAUAUGUUCGAAUUUUCUCGAAAGAUUAACACAUUUUCGCAAAUUUUAGAUUUUACGUUACAUAUAUUUUAGAAUACAAAAAAUUGUCAGCAUGGUUGUGAGAACUUACAAUGAUGAACUUAAGUACCUAGAAAAAAUAAGCAAUUGUUGCUGGAGGAUCAAGAAAGGAUUUGUGGACAAUAUGAACGUAGAGGGUAUAUUUUAUACAAAUGAAACUCUUGAGAAACUUAUGUUUUGAUGAAUUAAAAACAGUCCUGUCGGACUCAAGGUUAUGGAGGGUUUCUCCCAGGGAUGAAACAAAUAGGAAACGUGGCUGCUCUGCCUGGAAUAGUGGGGAAAUCAAUCGGUCUUCCUGAUGUCCAUUCAGGGUAUGGAUUUGCUAUAGGAAAUAUGGCCGCCUUUGACAUGAGUAACAAAGACGCAGUAGUCUCGCCUGGAGGGGUGGGGUUCGACAUUAACUGUGGGGUCCGCCUGCUCCGUACCAAUCUGAUGGAGAAAGAUGUGGCCCCUCUCAAAGAACAGCUCGCUCAGUGCAUGUUUGAUCACAUCCCAGUUGGUGUGGGCUCGAAGGGAAUCAUUCCCAUGACAGCACAGAAUUUAGAAGAGGCAUUAGAAAUGGGCAUGGACUGGUCUCUCAGAGAAGGUUAUGCGUGGGCGGAGGACAAGGAGCACUGUGAGGAGUACGGGAGGAUGUUACAGGCCGACCCCGGAAAAGUCAGCAGCCGGGCCAAGAAAAGGGGACUACCCCAGUUGGGAACUCUGGGAGCCGGCAACCAUUAUGCUGAGAUACAGGUGGUGGACGAGAUCUACAAUAAGUUUGCCGCCAAAAAGAUGGGCAUCGAGUGUAAGGGACAGGUGUGUGUGAUGAUCCACUGUGGGAGUCGGGGGCUGGGCCACCAGGUAGCAACAGAUGCUCUGGUUGCUAUGGAGAAGGCAAUGAAGCGUGACAACAUUAAAGUCAACGACAGACAACUGGCGUGUGCCAAGAUUUACUCCCAGGAGGGUCAGGACUACCUCAAAGGAAUGGCUGCCGCCGCUAACUAUGCGUGGGUCAACCGCUCCAGCAUGACCUUCCUCUGUAGACAGGCCUUUGCGAAGAUGUUUGACAGUACCCCAGACGACCUUGACAUGUUUAUGAUUUAUGAUGUGUCACACAACAUUGCCAAAGUAGAGGAGCAUUUUGUGGACGGGAAACAAAAGACUUUACUGGUUCACAGAAAGGGCUCCACUCGGGCCUUCCCGCCCCAUCACCCCCUCAUUCCUGUAGAUUAUCAGCUGACUGGACAGCCUGUUUUGAUUGGAGGAACCAUGGGAACGUGUAGCUACGUGCUGACUGGUACACAGCAAGGAAUGGAUGAGACGUACGGAACCACGUGCCACGGAGCUGGUCGAGCUUUAUCCCGAGCCAAGUCUCGGCGUAAUCUGGACUACACGGAGGUCCUGUCAGCUUUGGAGGAGAAAGGAAUCAGUAUCAGAGUGGCUUCACCCAAGCUGGUCAUGGAGGAGGCACCUGAAUCUUACAAAAAUGUUACAGAUGUUGUAGAUACUUGUCACAUGGCAGGCAUUAGCAAAAAGGCCAUAAAGCUACGUCCUAUUGCGGUAAUCAAAGGCUAAACUAAGUGAUAAGACAACUUGACUUCUUGACCACAGGAAUGGAUCUUUACAACUGGUGCAAUACUGCUUUGGCGACCUCUUACUUGUAUCUGGUGGAGGAAGAUUCUAUGUUUCAUUCAAGACUUUAUGUUAACUUAACUGAAGUCUUAUUUAGUUGUAAGGGAAAAAUUAUAGCAUAUCAUCUUGCUUUGUAAUGCAACUUUUUAAACUUCAAAAGUGUGUUCAAUUUUGAACUUUUAAGACUUGUUUUAAAAUGUACAUUUCAUGCAGUUUAGUGGGUUUCUUUGUGUUUAUGUACAUUUACUGUACCUGUUUGUUUGUCAAAAGAGUCCCAAAAUGUAUCUUUGAUAUUUCAUAUAUGUGCCAAACAAUUUUCAAAGAAUACUUACAUGUAAACUGUUUGUUUCACUACAAAUUUUCCACAUGAACAUACACGUAUAUGACCUCCAAAAACUGAUUUGUUAAACUGUUUCAUUAAAAUACAUUGCCAAAAAUU
Magallana angulata is the source of this 2204-nucleotide messenger RNA. RefSeq names its product RNA-splicing ligase RtcB homolog. Gene Ontology annotation, molecular function: RNA ligase (ATP) activity. The record is from RefSeq and is a predicted model, not a curated record. Gene Ontology annotation, biological process: tRNA splicing, via endonucleolytic cleavage and ligation. Gene Ontology annotation, cellular component: tRNA-splicing ligase complex; nucleus. The coding region runs from base 386 to 1708 and encodes 440 amino acids. The transcript has 13 exons. Lineage: Eukaryota; Metazoa; Mollusca; Bivalvia; Ostreida; Ostreidae.